Sphaerodactylus townsendi is the source of this 5092-nucleotide messenger RNA. RefSeq names its product inner centromere protein (gene INCENP). The coding region runs from base 147 to 2567 and encodes 806 amino acids. The record is from RefSeq and is a predicted model, not a curated record. Gene Ontology annotation, biological process: metaphase chromosome alignment; mitotic cytokinesis; positive regulation of protein serine/threonine kinase activity. Lineage: Eukaryota; Metazoa; Chordata; Lepidosauria; Squamata; Sphaerodactylidae. Gene Ontology annotation, cellular component: nucleus; kinetochore; midbody. Gene Ontology annotation, molecular function: protein serine/threonine kinase activator activity. The transcript is spliced from 19 exons.
AUUGGAGAGACGUACUUCAAAAAUUGUAGCGAGCGCUUUUGCGGCUUCGAGUUCUUUUGUGCGGUUGAUGUUAUUAACGCUUUUGGGGAGCGCGCGUGAGCUGGGUCCGGCCGAACCGAAGGGAGUUCUGCAAGAACUUCUUGAAGAUGAAGAUGUUGGACUUUGUGGGCCUAGAAGAAAAGUGCAAAAACAACCUUGCAGAGCUCCUGUGCAAUGUGGACAACAGAGAUUUUGUGUGGCUGGAUGAGAUUCUUGAAGAAGCCAAAAAGAUAUUCAAGAGCAGCUUCGAUGGGGAGCCUGAGUUAAUGCCAAAAACUCCAUCACAGAAGAAUCGUAGGAAAAAGAAACGUAUUUCUACAACUAAGAAUAGUCCGUUUUCUGAAAAGAGUUACCUGUCACACUCCUCUUGUCGGAUGACCAGAUCUCAGGCUGCCAGGAUCUCAAAUGCUACAUGUAAGACAGCAACUGUUGACCUAGCCAGAGGACGAAUACCACUAGUAGAAAUUCAUAACCAUGAGAGGCUUAGUGCAGAGUUACACCUUGAAAAAACAGCAGCUCAGAAAACCAAGAAAGCUGAUUUGGCCAACAAAUUAUCAUUGGAUGGUGAGGACCAUACAGAGACAUUGCAACCUUUGUCUAAAGCUUCUUUGCUUGUAAUCCCAGACACUCCUGAGACUCAAAUAAAAAAAGAUGAAGGCCGAAGCACAUGCAAGUUGAAAAUAGCAAAUCUUGCUGUCUUCAAAACCACUGAAACGGUAAAACCCAGCCCUCAGGCAGAAGAAUUACUUGCACAACCCCAAGAUAACAGCCAGGAUUCAAAAACCAAACUUCCUUGCAACUUACAUGAGAGUUCACAAACAUGCUCUGCUAAGAAAGCAAACCGUCAGUCUGUGCGCCGAAGUCUGAUGGGUAAAACCUCUAUGAAUAAAGCUUCCCUUGCACAGAGAUGUUCGCUGUCUAGCAAAAGGGAAAGAGCAAUCCAGAAAUCGGGCAAGAGGACUAUGUCAAUGAGAAGCACUACUCGGGAGCAGUCAUCCACUGGUAGACGUGUGAGCUGCCGUGUAUCUCUGGUCAAAUUAAUGGCUGAAGAAAUUACUGUAUCUAGCCCGCAGUUGGAUUCUGCUUCCCAUUCUCAAGAGGUUGCUGAUCAGCCAUUCAGUCCUUCUCACCAAGUCUCCAGCACUGCAGCUGUUGCACAGCAACAUGAGGGGAAAAGCAAAGAGAACAGCUCUGAAAAGAAUGCUGAGGUCCAAGAUCAGCCUCAGAGUAUCAGACGAAAAGCAAGCUAUAAGAGAGCAGUGAAUGAGUUAUGUGAUGGGCAGCAUACAGAGGAUGAGUUCUCUCCUCCAAGGAAAAAGUCGCCAUCCCCUCAGUGCCCUGCUAGUAAGGUUGUCCGCCCUUUCAAGACUUUCUUGCACACUGUACAUAAGAACCAGGUUCUCAUGAUGACCCCUGGCUCUGUGAGCCAAAACAGCGCCAUAAAAUCAUUUCUCAAAUACAACACUCCUCUCCGAACCAAUCCCAAGCUGGGGUUUGUUGAAAAAGAGAGGCAGCGCUUGGAGACCUUAAAGAAGAAGCAGGAGGCCGAGGAGCAGAGAAAACAAAAAAUGGAGGAAGAGAAAAGACGACGGCUGGAAGAGAUAAAGCGGAAGCGUGAGGAGCAUAUCCGCAAGGUGCUUCAGGCUCGUGAGCGAGUAGAGCAGAGGGAAGAGGAAAAGAAAAAACUUCUUGAGCAAAAAUUUGCUCAGAAUAAUGAGAAGGUGCGAGAAGAGAGAAUGGCAGAAGAAAAAGUGAAAAAGGCUGCAGCUGCCAAGAAGGCUGAAGCACUUGAAGCCCGUAAACGGAGAGCUCUGCAGUUGGAAGAACGCAGGCAACAGGAGCUGAUGCAGAGGAUGAAGGAGGAAGAACAAGAGAAAGCCAGGCAAACUGCAGAACUGGAAAAAAAGCUGGCUGCUGAGAGAGAACUUGAGAAACAGAGAGAACAAGAAAAGCUUCGAGCGCAGCAGGAGCUUGAAAGGAAGGAGAAAAAGGAGGCUGCUCGCUUGCAAAGAGAAUUAAUGGCUGCUAAAAAGAAGGAGCAGCUUCUGAAAGAGGCAGAGGAGAAAGAGAGGAAACGGCAGGAGGAGGAGCAGAAGCAGAAAUCAACUUCUGAUGCAGUGGUUGGCCAUGAGCAACUGAAUGCAACAAUACAGAUAAAGAGCUCACCUUCCUGCAACUCAUACCCAAUGACACCACAAGGGCCCAAACAACCAAAGUUUGACGAGAAUAAUUACGGGAUGGAUCAGAAUAGUGAUGACUCCACAGAUGAUGAGAGUAAUCCCCGCAAGCCUAUCCCUGCGUGGGCUACUGGAAAUCAACUAUCCAAGGCCAUAAUUCACCAAUAUUAUAACCCUCCUGAUAUUGAUGCAUUCUUUGGGAUCAUUAGAAGUCCCAAACUGGAAGAAAUCUUCUGUAAAAGCAAGCCACGUUAUCAGAAGCGUACAAGUUCUGCAGUAUGGAAUUCACCACCAUUCCCAUAUGGAAAGUCCAUGACAGGGCAAUCAUGGGAGGGCUUAAAGAGAUGCUGAAGGUUUCUUGAGAUUGAGUGUAUUAUUUUUGUGGGAUAGUGUAUUACUUUUUAAACAUAUUAACUUCACUUUGGUGAUAAUAAACUUUUCUGCUUUAUUGGAGCGUCCUGUCUAUUUAUAUGAUGUUUGUCGAGAAACCUGCUGUACAUGGCUCCUAAUGGGGUGAAGACCUUGUUCUUGAACUGUCUGUGUUGGCAGAGAUGAAUGACUUAUGAACCUGUGAGUUGAGGGAAAUUGCAGGAAGGGGCCAGUUGCUUGGGGAUUCCACCCAUCUGCUGAAACUUCCACCUUCUAAUCAGGCAUUUGAGUAGGCUGAUCUUGCCACUCCCCCCACUCCACCCCCAAGCUGUGCUCAACUUUCUGAGUAUACUGGAGUGUGUUUGGUUCUGUCAAUACAGAUUGUUGAUGCUACAUAUUUCCUUAUGGAGCCAAUGUCUCCACAGAAUCACAAGUUGAUUAUUUAGCCAGAUGUUUGUCUUCUGUACAAAGGCUUUACAUAUUAUUUAAUACUACUUUGUACAAACUGAAUGGGUGGGAGGGGACGGACUUUAAAUAAAGCAGAAAUGUUUAUUAUCAUCAAAGUAAAGUUAAUAUGUUUAAAAAGUAAUACACUCCCACAAAAAUAAUAGUCAAUCAAUUUUAAAAGAAAAUAUUCUGUACUUUUAUACAGCCAGACAAACCUUGUUACAUCUGUCAAAACUCAUACCUUUUUGCUUUUUGUAUUACUUUUAAACAUGUUUGUUUAUGCUUGGGUUGUUUAGUCAAUGUGUUUGUGAAAAAUUUAAUAGCUAAUUGGUUAGAUAUUAAAUUUACUUUUUUGUUGUACGGCUCUAUCUGUUUCCACAUCUGCUGAAUCUUCACCUAGUAGUGUAGAUGCUCCUGAAGCAAUUCCACAAAUAGUGUAAAAUGACUUUGACAUAGUACCAAGCAAUGAUUUGGCAUUGUAUUCAGCAUGCUUGCCACGUGCAACUACAGAGGGAGGUCAUCACAAACAAGAAAGGAGAAUUGCUAUCACCAGCAUCAGUAAAGGUUUUUUCUUCGUAAGAUGAUGCAUAGAUGUGAAUAUUCAUCCUUCCAGCACAGAUCCAAACAAAAAGGUUGUAUACAGGCACAACAAUUUGAACAGAUACAGACUUCCUCAAUCAGAUCUAUAGAUGUAUUUGAAUUCUGUGGUUCUGCUGCUUCACUUCUUUUAUCCUGCUGCGUUUUUCUGCUUCUAAGUACUUCUUCAGGUGUUCAUUAUUGUAUAAGUCAAGUUCUUGCAGAGACUGGUUCAUCCUAAGCUGCACAAAGAUAUUCCCAGCAUGCAUCUGUUAGUUCACAUGAAUCCAGCCUAUGAAAGAAGUUCACAGGAAACUGUUACUCUUGUCCAGUACUCACUGUUCUGCAAAAUGAAAGCUAAUACGCUUAGUGAUUACUACUGCAGCUGUUUGUAAAAACUAAUCCCUCAGGCUGAGUAAAAACAAAGCAUAAUUCUAAUAAACACAUUACAAUAGCUUUCUCUUCUGCCUAGCACUGAAAGAAAAACCCUGACACAUCCCUCCUAAAGAAUAUUGGCAGAACGAAUGGCUACCUGCACUGAAGCCAUCCAGGGGUACAAGAGUGGAUAUAAGAGAAUGCCAAAACUUCAGUGCUGGGUUUCAAGGGCAGUUUUGCCCCCACCCACUAAAGCCACAGCUCUCCCUCUAUGUCAAUCAUAUAACCCUCCUGUCUGGAUGAAGUGUUUGAGCCUUAUCCCUCAUUCAGUUCAUUGCCUGCUUAAGCUUUCACAGCUCCCCAUGAUUCUUAUAGCUCUCAGAAUCUUUACACAAGAAAGUGAGGAAUAUUGUUCAGUAUUUUGGGUCUGAAUAUUGGAACAAUCUUGGUUUUUCAUCAGGAGGAGAGUUAUUUAUGUAAUUAGGUGAUGUCAUGUCUUUCAUAGAUGUAAGUCACCAAAUGUAGGAAGACCCUGGUUCGGUGCUUCUAUUAUCUUCUAUUUUCUUCAAAGUAAGCACCCAUAAACUCAAUAUUACCUUUUUCUGUCAUCUCCAUUGUUUCAGUUUAAUUUUUCAUUUAUAUUGUUUAAAUCCUUUUAAUAAUGAAAAUGUCCAUUCUCCUAGAAUGCCAAUCUUUAGCAUUAGCUUUUUCAGGCCUGAGAAAACAACACUAUCAAUUACCUGUCGCAAUUACCAGGCAGCUGUCGCAUGAUAUACAUGCAAUGUGUUACUGGUUUGUUUUAUACUUUCAGUUAAUUCCCUUAAGGGAAAUCUUAAAUGUCAUAUAGAAAAGAAAUAUAUAUCCACAGGACUGGACUUCAAAUCUAUGACCUCUGUCCUGCAAAUUUAUAUAACAAUUCCUACAGUGAGACAGCUUCUUACUGUGAUGGGGGAGGGGCAGCAGGUGUGAUUGGCCUUGUGUGUGUGUGUGUAUAUAUAUAGUCAAUAAUUCAGCCUAGAGUAAUUAUGAACAACUGGGUCAAAGGGUUCUUACACAAUCAAUUGCAUUUCCAAAAUAAAAUAUCCAUAUCACAGUGUUCAAUAUCGUAA